Lathyrus oleraceus (garden pea) is the source of this 1638-nucleotide messenger RNA. RefSeq lists its product as uncharacterized. NCBI's taxonomy places the organism in Eukaryota, Viridiplantae, Streptophyta, Magnoliopsida, Fabales, Fabaceae. The transcript is spliced from 4 exons. The record is from RefSeq and is a predicted model, not a curated record. The coding region runs from base 392 to 1477 and encodes 361 amino acids.
UCACACGUGCUUCCUCCUCCCAAAAACCAUCUCACACGUGCCAUCUCUCACCCAUACAACUCCCUUUCCUUUCUGUGGUGCAACAAAUAAAAGUUAGAGAGAGAAAGUAAACUCGUGUGGAACCAAUCUCUAUAUAGAGACGCACAAAAAGAAAAUGAGAUAAUAAAACUAAAAGCAUAAAACUUUUUUCCUCUUGGUCUUGCCCAUGUAGUAAGUAGAGACUAAAUGGGUUCAGAGUUUCAAUCUUGUUUUUUUCUUCUUUCUAAAAACCUCAAAACCCAAAGAUCGCAUCUUUCUUUAAACGAUCUCUUUUAUUUAUAUUAAGAGACUGAAUCUCGUGAGUUUGUUGCUGUGUUUAUCAGUGUUUUUAAUUGUUUUCAAUCUUGCACCGAUGAGGAUCCGUAAACGACAGGCUAUUUUCUCUUCUUCCGAGUCUAUUUCAUCUCUGCAUCUCUCAGAUCUUAACCAGUUUAACCGGUCACCGGUGAUGGUGCAACUCAGCGACGGUGCUCAUGCUCACACACAAGGAAAACCUUGUUCUUCUUCAACUUCGUUGCUUGUUUCAGCUGCUUCGAGCUUGGACCUUUAUCAGCCGUCGGAUCAAACACUCCCACUGAUCGGGAAACUAAACAACGGCUACGAUUAUCCAUCCACCAUCCAACUAAGUGGGGUACACAAACACCACAACAAGCAACACCCUUUGGAUGAGAAGGUUAGAGGGGAAGAGAAAGAGAUUGGAAACUCUGGAGAGAACAAAAGUAAUCAUAUCAGCAAACUAGAUUUCUUGGUUGAUUCGCAUCAAGUAUUGCCAUCAUCAACUACUUUUCCUCAAGAUGGGAGAUGGUGUGAGGGAGAGAAAGCUAUUCCAUUAAAGAAAAGGAAAGGAAGGUUGGAGAAUGUUGGUAUGGAGAGUAAUGGUAGUAAGAAAACAAAGAGUAAGAUCAUGAAGACCAAGUUGAAUAAGAAAUGUUAUAUGAGAAAAGACGUCGAUGGAGAAGAUGAAGAAAGCGAGAAAAAAAUGGAUAAUAUUAAGAAGAGGGUGACAAAAAGGGGAAGUGCACUGAUGGAAGGUUCGCGGUGCAGUCGUGUUAAUGGAAGAGGAUGGCGGUGUUGUCAACAGACACUUGUUGGUUAUUCUCUUUGUGAGCAUCAUUUAGGGAAAGGAAGGUUGAGAAGUAUGACAAGUGUUCGAAAUAGAUCUAUUGGAGUUUCUACUACUACUUCUAUUACUGCACCAAACAAUGUUGUUGAUAGAGAUACUAGUGCUUCUUCAUCUUCUAAUUAUGAUCUUGUAAAGAAAAAUACUUCUGGGAAUGAUAGUGUUGAUAAGUUGAACAAUGAUGAUGAUGAUGAGAAGAAGCCAGUGAUGAUGAUUAAGAAGAGAAUGAAACUCGGAAUGGUUAAAGCACGAUCUAUGAGCAGCUUAUUGGGACAGACAGACAACAAGGUUGUUGUAGUUGACCAGAAUAACAAGUAAGACUCAAGAUUACUUGUAUUCAUAUUUUGGUGCUAGAACUACGUUUUAUAUAUUCAACUUUGCCUGUGCUUUAAUUUGUAAGCUGUUAUGUGGUAUAAUAAAAUAUAUUAUUAUUAUUAUUAUUAUUUUCUUAAUAUGAAUGAUGCUAUUAUUUUGUGUUA